This is a messenger RNA of Oryza sativa Japonica Group (Japanese rice), 2112 nucleotides long. Its product is annotated as GDP-mannose transporter GONST3. Lineage: Eukaryota; Viridiplantae; Streptophyta; Magnoliopsida; Poales; Poaceae. The record is from RefSeq and is a predicted model, not a curated record. Gene Ontology annotation, cellular component: Golgi apparatus. Gene Ontology annotation, molecular function: GDP-fucose transmembrane transporter activity; antiporter activity.
CGCAUCCGCAUCUCGGCAUCUCGCGUCGCGACCCGCGACCCGCGGCGGCGCGUCCCGAAUGGCGGCCGAUCGCCCGCUCGCGAGGGUUGAUGAGAUAGCAAGGCGCCAUUUCCAAAUAUUUCGAUCCGCAGCGUAAUCUCUCUCGCGUGCGCCGGUGCGCGAUCCCCUCCCUCCCUCCUCCUCAAUCCCCCAGAUCGCGUGCGCCGCGGGCUCUCCCCGCGUUGACUCUCCAGCAUCUAGAUCCGCGCCUGCGCUCCCGACGAGGUCGGCCGGUCUACGGUCACCCUCGUGGUUUCCAUUGACUUGUUUUUCUCUUCUUUUUCUUUUUUUCCCCUCUUCUCCCCAACCUCGCAACAAAAUCGGCGGCUAUCCUCGUGUUUCUUCUUCGCUCCGUGGCCGCAGAAUCCCCCCACCGCUGUUCUUGCGGCGCCGGUGUUCGUUUGAAAGUUGGCUGCGCUGUCCUGGGAGGCCUCAGCAGCAGCAGCAGCGAGCUUUGCUCUUGUGAGCGCUUCGUGUGCUUGCAGCUGCGUUUUAUUAUUGCGUCUUGGAGCUGUCACGACGUGGUUGUUGAGAGGAAUCUAUCAUCCCUUCACAGUUGCGAGGAAAGCUUCCUGUGAUGUCUAAUCUAUCAGAGCCCUCAAAAGAAGCUGCAUCAGCUGAUGAUUCAAGUGCUGUCCAGAAAACUGGAGCAUGGAGUAACACGUUGAACAUUCUUCUGCAACAAGCUUCAGUCUAUGGUGUGGCUGCUGGUUAUUGCCUGUCAGCAUCCCUGCUCUCCAUUAUCAACAAAUGGGCAGUCAUGAAAUUUCCAUACCCUGGAGCAUUGACAGCUUUACAGUACUUCACUAGUGUUGUUGGAGUUCUCUUAUGUGGACAACUAAAGCUUAUUGAGCAUGAUGGCCUUAAUUUGAGGACCAUGUGGAAGUUCUUGCCUGCUGCGGUGAUGUUCUACAUCUCCAUCUUCACAAACAGUGAACUUCUACUCCAUGCCAAUGUGGACACUUUCAUCGUGUUUCGCUCAGCUGUGCCAAUUUUUGUGGCCAUUGGAGAGACCCUUUAUCUUCACCAACCAUGGCCAUCACUCAAGACAUGGCUUUCACUUUCAACUAUACUUGGUGGAAGUGUGAUCUAUGUUUUCACAGACAACCAGUUCACUGUGACUGCUUACACCUGGGCAGUGGCAUAUCUUGCAAGCAUGUCCAUUGACUUUGUCUACAUCAAGCACGUUGUCAUGACCAUUGGCCUGAACACAUGGGGCCUUGUGCUUUACAACAAUCUGGAGGCUUUGAUGCUCUUCCCUCUUGAGAUGCUUCUAAUGGGGGAGCUUAAUCAGAUGAAGGGCGACAGCGCUAAAGUGACAAACUGGCUUUCAUCUGAUGUCAUUCUUCCUGUUGCUCUGUCUUGCUUGUUCGGGCUAUCUAUAUCCUUCUUCGGGUUCUCCUGCAGACGGGCUAUCUCGGCAACUGGAUUUACCGUGCUCGGUAUAGUGAACAAGCUCCUGACUGUUGUGAUUAAUCUCCUUAUCUGGGACAAGCAUGCCUCCUUUGUGGGAACAAUUGGGCUCUUGAUCUGCAUGUCCGGUGGUGUUCUCUACCAGCAAUCCACCACAAAACCAAAGGCCCCCAAGGCUGAGCCAAAAGAGGAGAAUGAUGAGGAGCAGCAGAAAUUGCUGGAGAUGCAGCAAGGGCUCGAAAGUAGCUCAACUCAGAAGCAAGCGUCAUCUUAAGCCUGGUAGGAAAUUUGGCGUCGAUAUCUUACUCUCAACCUCAAGACGGCUUCCCUGUAUCAUAUUAUGGGAUGCUAAAGAAGAAUCAUUUGGCCAAAGGAUGUUUGUUCGUCAUGCUAGAAUCCUGUAAUGCUGUUGGCAUGAAAAAUCUCAGAGAAAACUUAAUGUCACUUUAAAAUUCUUUGUUUAGUGGUAUACCGUAAUUCAUUUGUUAGACCUGUGGUAGGGUAUCAAUUAUCAAAGAAUCCUGAAACAUACUCGAACAGAAUACUCCGUAUACAAUAUGCUGUUUCAUUGAUAAUACAGGGUGGUUACCCUUUUCCAUGCAGUAUAUUUGUUUUUGCUUUUCGUUUUGUGAUGAAGGAAAAUUAUCUUUUGUACUCAAA